Molecule: messenger RNA, 2016 nt
Organism: Aplysia californica (California sea hare)
Lineage: Eukaryota; Metazoa; Mollusca; Gastropoda; Aplysiida; Aplysiidae
Product: gamma-aminobutyric acid type B receptor subunit 2-like
Exons: 13
Coding region: 1-2016 (671 amino acids)
Biological process (GO): gamma-aminobutyric acid signaling pathway; G protein-coupled receptor signaling pathway
Cellular component (GO): G protein-coupled receptor heterodimeric complex; membrane
Molecular function (GO): G protein-coupled GABA receptor activity
Source: RefSeq, a predicted model, not a curated record
AUGUCAGGAAUGCAAGCAGCAGAGUCCACAGUCUGCGCGUGCGUGUGCGCGUGCGUGUCGUCGCGUGGUAGCAGUGUACAGGUGAGCAAUGACGUCACCAACCGAUCCUGCCCCCGCCCCCCUGCACAGACACAGUACUCCAGAGAGGGGAGUCCAGCACCCGCCCCGCCACAGGCACGCUGUCAGAGAUCUAGGUCACGUCUGACGUCACGAGAAUACACAUUAUGUCGUCUGACUGAUGUCCUGCGAAAGAUCAGUGAUGUGGGCAAAGAAUCCUGUAACACCAUCAGUAGUUUGAGCAGAGAUUCCCACCAAAUGACCAUUUGUGAUGUACCCGGAAGCAAUGUGAACAGUGCCAGAGUGGAGUACGAUUACGAUUACGACUACACAGAUGAGAGCGAUCCUUUCUGGGAGUAUCGUCUGUGGAAGGAGCAGAGCGCGAUGGGGAAAGGGCAGAAGAUCGGGGAGAAGCCUCCCGCCGCUCCUGAUCCGAUACUCUCGGAGGGGGAGAGCGAUACUUUGUCCAGCAACCGUGCCGGGAAUCCCAAGGAUAGAUCUUCUCUCUUUGGGACAGGACAGACGUGGCAGAACCGGCCAAAAGUCUCUGGACUCGAAGAUACAACGAGCCACCCUCCAACCACCUCUCACGCGGCCCUAGAUCUCCCCGCCGGCGCAGUGGGCAGGGGUGUGUUGCCCGCGGUACACAUUGCCCUGCAGCACGUAAACAACGACACGCGCAUGCAGCGGAAGUACACACUCAAGAUGGCGUCCAACGACACCAAGCUGUCGUACGCAGACACAAACCCCAUGCUGUCGGACCGGGACAAGUUCCCCAACUUCUACCGCACCGUGCCCUCGGACAGCGACUUCAACCCGGCCCGGCUGGCACUCUUACGUCACUUCAACUGGACAACGGUCGCCACGCUCUUCCAGGACGCCAAGCUGGGCCGGGCCAGAUACGGAUAUGCCCACAACCGCUUCGACAGCCUGAUGGAGAAAAACAAAAUCAACAUCUCUAUCGUGGAGAGCUUCGCGGACGACCCGGAGCAAGCCAUCAAAAACCUCAAGGCGCAUGACGUCAGAAUCAUCGUGGGAAACUUUGACCAGAGCAUGGCACGCCGCGUCUUUUGUAGUGCCCACCAGCACUCCAUGUAUGGGGCCAAACACCAGUGGAUCAUCCUGGGCACCUACGACCCUGACUGGUGGACCGUGGAGGAUGACUCCAUACCCUGCUCACCCCAACAGCUCAACCACACCCUCCACGGUUACUUAGCAACGGACGUGCUGCCGCUCAGCACCAGUGACGAGAUCACUGAGUCUGGAAAGACAUCAGGCGAGUACCUGGAGCUGUACGAAAGUGCCCGGGGUCAAGAGUUCAGCAAGUACCACGGCUACGCCUACGACGGCGUCUGGGUGGUGGCCAAGGCCCUUGACCGCCUGCUGGACGGGACCAGCAUGACCCCUGACCUCUUCCGGGGACCGCUGGUGGGCAAGGUGCUCAACGAAACCAGCUUCCAGGGAGUGACGGGUCGUGUCCAGUUCCUGAACGGAGACCGAGUGGGGAGCACAACCAUCCUCCAGAUGCAGUUCGGCAGCAUGGAGAAGGUCGGGGAGUACCACGCCCUGUACGACAGCCUGGACUUCAGCGACGGCAAACCCAUUGUGUGGAGAGAUCGCAAACCGCCAGUGGACCGGAGCAUCAAGAUCGACGAGCUACGUCACGUGUCUGUCCCAGUGUACAUCGGGCUGGUUGUCAUGGCAGCAUUUGGCAUCACAAUGGCCGUCUUGUUCCUGGCGCUCAACAUCCGGUUCAGAAAUCACAGGUACAUCAAGAUGUCGAGCCCCAACAUGAACAACCUGAUCAUCAUAGGCUGUAUCCUGUGCUACGUGUCCAUCAUCCUCCUGGGGGCGGACCCGGACCACCAUAACCCCGCCCUCUUUGCCUACCUCUGCACGGUACCUCCCAUCGCCAUUGCAUGUCUUUGUUUAUUUCUUCAAGGACUCUCAAGCUAUUGA